AUGGAUCGCCGAAGUUGGCCAUGGAAGAAGAAAAGUUCAGAUAAAAGUGUUUCUGCAGAUUCUGCUGCUGUCUCCUCAGCCAGCUCAGUUGGGAAUCAAGGCGAUGAGGUCUGUGAUUUCAUAAUUAUUUAUUUGUUUUCUUGUUCAUAUAGAAUAACUCUGCAUCUGUCUUUUUGGAACCAUCGUCUUUUCCUUCAGAUUCACGUUUUGAAAAAGAAAAAAAAAAACUUAUUACUAGAUGAUGAAAUAGUUGCCAUUUCAAAUAAUCGAAAACAGUCCUCGUGAAGCAUAAAGGUCAGAGGAACCAUACUAAGAAGCUAAUGAUCAUCAGAACGCUUUUACUGUCAUAAACCAUUGGAUAUGAUAGAUCACCGACUUGGGAAAGUUUUUCAACAAGUCCCUUAUUUGACAUCAACUCUCUACUAGUUGAUACCUGGUUCCUACUUUGAGGUAACUUUGAAUCGGAGAGAGUAGUUAACUUUACCAUUAACUCAGCAUAAUCUCAUACAGCUAGGGAUCGUUGUCAUGCGGUGAUCAGGUGAGGGUUGUCACAAUCAUACUUUGGAAAGUGCCACAGACGUUGGAAAAUGACUAAACAAAGAAAGAAAUAAGACAUUUUCUCGUCCAUGUGUUAAGUAUUCAGCGGCAUCACCCGGCAAUUGGAUAGAGUUCAAUUAAAAAAGGUGUUGAAAUAGAUUCAUGCACCUCAUUCGUUCCUUUCCAUGCCGCCACCUUGCUCAACUGCCGAUUAUGACGUGUACUACCACCCGGCAAUUGGAUAGAGUUCAAUUAAAAAAGGUGUUGAAAUAGAUUCAUGCACCUCAUUCGUUCCUUUCCAUGCCGCCACCUUGCUCAACUGCCGAUUAUGACGUGUACUACCGUACACCUCAGAGCUGAUAAUUGGAAAAGUGACCUUGUCUGGGUCACAACCAGCCAAACGUUUAGGUGUUGAUGUAAACCAUUUUUGUAACAUCCUUGUAGACAUAACGCACAUGAAUUGUUGAACUUCUAUCUUUAGACUAUUCAACAUAGAAAUUCACAAAAUCAUUCGUGGCUUAGAUGGAGUUUCCUGUGUUCUUGUAGAAGUGUUUUUUUAUUGGAAAUAUGUUGACUGGAAUGGUAGAAGUGAACUGGUUAGCCCUUACAGUUGAGGGAGAGAGAGAAAGAGAGUAUUGGGGCAUCAAGCUUGUUUGUUCGGAAGGACUGAGCUGUUAAACUCACUCUGGGAUUUUAAUUUAGACACAUGACCCGAGAUUUACCUUUCAUUGUGGGAUUAUCCUGCUUUGUCAGAGUCACUUAAACCCACGAGACAGUUCCUGAUCAUUAGACUGGUCAAUUCCAGAAACUCCGAUUCAUUAAGUAGUUGAAAUUACGCUUAGAGGGCAAAUCCAUUGAUGCAUUUUAUGAUUCGUAUAUAUACAUAUAUAUGCACGCUUUUUAAUAACAUCACACAUCAUUUUUUUUGCCGGAGAAAGGUUUAUUUAUAGUGGUACAUUUUCAAUUUGUAUUAUUUCCUUCUUCAUCGCAUCAAAGAACAUGUGUUUUUUCUCUGAUUAAAUAUUCUUCCUAUAAAGCUUAAUUUACUGAGAUAUGCGUGGGCUUGCUUUACUGAUCCUUUUUUCACUUCAUCUUUGUGCAGGAUAAGUCUAAAGAUUCGGAUUAUGUGCGAAUUUCUAAGGAAAUCCAUACACAUUUCAUGAAAUUGGAGGAUCAAGUUCACGUUUUGGACAAUCAGUCAAAGGCUUUAAAUGAAAAAUUAUCCACAGCCCAAGCAGACUUGCUAGCUAAAGAUAACUUGGUAAAUCAGCAUAUAAAAGUUGCUGAGGAAGCUGUCUCAGGUAACUUCCUUUUAUCUCUGUUUAUUCCUCCAAUGAAAUAGGAUGUCACACCUUGUUCAUCAAUACUCGUCUAUGUUUUCAAUCGUUUUUAAAGCGACUUCCUUGCUUCUAGAUAAUGUGUAACGUUUCUUUUGUUGAUCUUCCUUUAGGCUGGGAGAAAGCUGAAGCUGAAGCCUUGGCUUUGAAAAACCAACUCGAAUCUGUUACUCUGCAGAGGUUAACUGCUGAAGAUCGAGCAGCCCACCUUGACGGUGCGCUAAAGGAAUGCAUGAAACAGAUUCGUCUAGUGAAGGAAGAGAGUGAGCAACAGUUGCAUGAUGUGAUCUUUGCAAAAACUCAACAAUGGGAAAACCUCAGGUUUGAGCUCGACUCGAGAAUAGUUGACCUUGAACAAGAUCUCCUCAGAGCCUCGGCGGAAAAUGCUGCAAUUUCAAGAUCUCUUCAGGAGCGUUCCAAUAUGCUAAUGAAAAUCAGUGACGAAAAAUCUCAAGCCGAGGCAGAGAUUGAGGUUCUGAAAACUACCAUUCAAUCUUGUGAAAAGGAAAUUGGUUCGCUGAAAUACGAAGUCCAUAUAGUAACCAAGGAGAUGGAAAUUAGAAAUGAAGAAAAAAAUAUGAGUGUGAGGUCUGCCGACGUUGCAAACAAACAGCACCUGGAAGAUGUCAAGAAGAUAGCAAAACUGGACGCCGAAUGCCAAAGGCUACGUAGGCUUGUACGUAAAAGGUUGCCUGGACCCGCUGCAUUAGCUCAAAUGAAACAGGAAGUUGAUAGUUUUGGUCGCAAUCCAGGAGAAUCCAGAAUCCGUCAUCCUUCCGGUAAGAACCUUGGCCCGCAUUUUGGAUCAUCUCCGGAUUUUACGAUGGAGAGUGUUCAGCAGUACCAAAAAGAGAAUGAAUUUCUCACUGCCAGAUUACUGGCUAUGGAGGAAGAAACAAAGAUGCUGAAGGAAGCACUGUCGAAACGAAAUAGUGAGCUCCAGACGUCAAGAACUAUUUGUGCCAAGACAUCCAGCAAACUUCGAAGCUUAGAAACACAUAUGUUGGUCGUGAAUCGGCAGAGCCCUUCAAAGUUCAGUCCCGAAACAUAUGUGGAUGGUUCUCUGAGUCAAAACGGGAGCAACCCACGAAGUCUGACUUCCAUGUCGGAAGAUGGAAUUGAUGAACAAGAGAGUUUCGGUGAGUCUUGGUCCACAACACUGAUUUCAGAGUUAUCCCAUUUCAAUAAAGAAAAGGAUGCAGAUAAGCAUGAAAAGCCCGACGAUUCCCAUCACUUAGAACUCUUAGAUGAUUUCUUGGAAAUGGAGCGGCUGGCGUGUCUGUCAGCUGAAUCUAAUGGAGAUCUUAAGAGUCCGGAUGCUACAACGGACAUGGUGAAGGCGAAAAAUGAGUUCAAUAAGGCUUCAGCUGCAGCAUUAAAGGAUGGGGAUUUCCUCAAGGAACGACAAUCUGGUUUAGGGCAACCAAGGGAUCUGACUUACUCUAGUGAAGAGCAGUCCUCUGGAGAGCUAUCAUCCGACAAAAAUCAGGUUUCACUGUCUGAGCUUCAAUCAAGAAUAGCAUUGAUUGUCAAGACCCAGACCAAGAACUUGGACAUGGAGAAACUUCUCGAGGAUAUUAAGACGAUCUUGCAGGAUGUACAAGAGGAGAUACCUCAACAAUGCGUUGGUUGUGUUAUCGAUGAUCCCAACCCACAGGGAGACGAUCACUCUUCUGCGGACAUUAGAGAAACCAAUGCCCCUGGAGCUUCUCCUGUCCAUGGCCAGGAUGCAUCCCCAGACAGCAAGUCGCCCAUUGGCCAGAACUUGAAAAAUGCCAUCGCUAUAAUUCACAACUUUGUCUUGUCAUCUUGCAGAGAAGCUAUGGAAGCUCAGAGAAUCUAUUCCGAUUGCCGCCAGAUAGACCAGAAAAUCGGAGAGCUUUCUGAUUGUGUCAACAGAGUUCUUCGUUGUGAGACCGGCUGUGAUAGUUUGAUUGUUGCCCUGUCGACCAUACUGUGUGACAUGAAUGAAUUCAAGCUUGCGACGCUGGGAAGAGAAACCAACGGUUCUGUUUGCGUGGACAGAGUAGCAUUAUCAGAGAGUGAAGUUGAACCAGGGAAAGAGGGGUCUUCUGGUCCCUGUGCUCUGCCAAUUCUUCAGGCCACAACCCCCCUUCGCUCCGCCAGAGAGCUUGAGGAGCUGAGACAUGAGAAAGACGCCCUGCGAGAUGAACUGGCCAAAUGCACAGGAAAAUUGGAGCACGCGAAUGCCCAGCUACUCUCGAUGGAAAGUCAAGUGGAAGUGCUUAGAUCACAGCUAGAUGCCUCGGAGAAAUCAAGCAGCCUGGCUGAGACCCAACUCAAAUGUAUGACGGAGUCUUACAAGUCCCUGGAGUCGCGUGCCCGUGAGCUGGAAGCAGAAAUCAGCCAGCUGCGGGAGAAAAUAGAAACUCUGGAUGGCGAGCUCCAACAGGAGAGGCUUCGUCACCAGGACGACCUUGCCAGAUGCAAGGAUCUUGAGGAGCAGAUAGAACGGUUAGCAUCUUAAAGACGCUCAUACUUUAGACAACAGCUGCGGUCGCUGUUGCUGAUUUAUUUAUUUUUUAAUGUAUUUUCUGACGAUCUGGGUUCGUUUUUUUAUUUUAUUUUUCACCAAGGAACCAGAAGUCCUCAACAUCUCCGGUCACAUCAGAUGCCGAUGUCGACACCAAGAUAAAACAGGCAAGGAUUGAAGUUGACCCGAUUCUUUCAUUCUGUUUUUCUUUGCAUGUUUUUUCGAUAAAAUAUCAUAUUUUCUACUAGACCACUUUGUCAAAUCCAUGUCGCCGGAUCAUUCCUUCAUUAAAUUUUGACCCAUAGAUCGCCCGGUACUCCAACUUUAGUCAACUCUGAGCUGAUCUCAAUAGCAAGAUCGAGACCCAUAUCUCAGACUUCUGUGAUUCUCCGGUGAUGAUGCUUCUUGCUCCGUCGCUCGGCAGGACAAGGAGAUAGCGGCGGCGACGGAGAAGCUCGCCGAGUGCCAAGAGACGAUCCUCCUCCUCGGCCGGCAACUCCAGGCGCUGCAUCCUCCUGCAGAACUCGGCGCGUCUCCUCCACCGAGCAAGGCCCUCCAGAUGAGCGAAGAUCUCCUGGAAGCCCUGCUCGACCGGAGCGGCGGUGCCGGGCCAGGCCGGAGGAGCUUCCAGCUCCCCGAUCACGCUGACCGGAGCGGCGGUGAGUCACCGCUGAACGGCUACGGCUACGGCAGCGCCGCCGAGUCGACCCCGAUCCCGAUGUCCCCGAUCAGCUCCAGGCGCCCCAAGCACCGGUCCCCCGUUCCCUCCUCCUCCUCCUCCGGCUCGAGCUCCACGCCGGAGAAGCAUGGCCGUGGCUUCAGCCGGUUCUUCUCCAAGGGCAAGAGGGACAGCGACAGCCUCCCCCCCUCCUAA
Molecule: messenger RNA, 5242 nt
Organism: Spirodela intermedia
Lineage: Eukaryota; Viridiplantae; Streptophyta; Magnoliopsida; Alismatales; Araceae
Source: the annotation of a GenBank genome assembly